Messenger RNA from Salpingoeca rosetta, 1874 nucleotides. Its product is annotated as oxysterol-binding protein 1. Gene Ontology annotation, cellular component: plasma membrane; perinuclear endoplasmic reticulum; intracellular membrane-bounded organelle. The transcript is spliced from 9 exons. The record is from RefSeq and is a predicted model, not a curated record. Bases 16 to 1545 code for a protein of 509 amino acids. Gene Ontology annotation, molecular function: cholesterol binding. Lineage: Eukaryota; Choanoflagellata; Craspedida; Salpingoecidae.
UCAACAUCAACGACGAUGAGCGAUCAGAAGAAGCGAGACGUGGGGUAUGAUGUGGAGGUGGAAGAGGAAGAGGUGGUGGUGGUGAGGGAACAGGUGGUGGUAGAAGAGGAGGAGGAGGUGCUGUUGGCAACGUCAGUGGACGAGAACGGCAACGGCGGCAUGCACGGUCGAGGUCGUCGUCGCAAAGCAAGUGAGGAGCAGGAAGGCGAGGAGGAGGAGGAAGAAGAGGAGGAGGAGCCACUGGAGGAUGCUGUGGUGGAGGAAGGACCCGUGGAGGCUGAAGCCGAUGAGGACGUCAUGGAUACGCUGCGCUGGGCCAUGGAGACAGACACGCCCCAUCACCGCACAUCGCUGCCCGUACCGCGCGUGCACAAUGCCAAGGACCAGAGCAUGUGGUCCGUGCUUCGCAAGAACGCCGGCAAGCGCAUGUCACACAUCUCCAUGCCGGUGACCUUCAACGAGCCGCUGUCAGCCCUGCAGAGGCUGUGCGAGGAAGCGGAGCACAGCCACCUCUUGGACCAGGCCAGCAUUGAGGACUCGCCGCACCAGCGUUUGCUGCUGGUUGGCGCGUUUGCCGUGUCCAUGUAUGGGCAGACUGCCUACCGCAGCGGCCGCAAGCCGUUCAACCCAAUCCUCGGCGAGACGUUCGACGCCGUGCUUCCCGACCGCGGGUUCCGCUUCAUCGCAGAGCAGGUCUCCCACCAUCCACCCAUCUCCGUCGGCGUUGCAGAGUCGAAGCACUGGACCCUUUACCAGGAGGCUGGCGCCAAGACCAGCAUGCGGCCUUCCUCUCUGAAGAUUGUGCCGCACGGGUUUGUGCGUGUGAAGCUGCAUGCACACGAUGAGACGUACGAGUGGAGCAAAGUCACCACCACCGUGGAGGACGUCCUGUCAGGGAAGAAGUGGGUUGACCACCACGGCAAGCUUGUUGUCACGUGCCUCAACUCCGGCGACGUCUGCCUGGUCGAGUUCCAGCAGUACUCUGUGAUGUCGAAGAAGAAGAAGUUCAAUGUUCGCGGGCAGGUGCUCACGGCAGCGGCGCCAAAGAGGCCCGUUGCAUCGUUCUCCGGCAAAUGGACAGAACAGAUUGUGUGCGAUCAAACCGGGGAGGUGCUGUGGACCAACGAGCCGCCAUCGCAGGCUGCGCUUGACCACGGCUUUGGGUUCAGUGCGUUUGCGUGUCGACUGAACGAGCUGCCGCCACAAGAUUCGCAGCAGUACGCUCGCCUCCUCCCCUCAGACUCACGAUUUCGCCCAGAUCAGCGCAUGCUCGAGAACGCCCAAUACGAUGAAGCAGCAGAAGAGAAGAAGCGCGUUGAGCAAGUGCAGCGCGAUGCGCGGGCCGCUCGCGCCGCCGCCAACACCGGAUAUGAGCCCCGCUUCUUCCGCUGCUGUCGCCUCCCAGUCCCGCGCCCACACACCGUCGCAUUUGCACUGAAGGACAAGCGCCACCAGGAGACGGUGCGUGAGGAGUGGGUGUACAAAGGCGGGUACUGGAGAAUGAAGGCUGCGGGCUCCUACCCAUCGCUCCCGCCGCUCUGGUGACUAUGCCAGGCUGUGUCGUUGCUUGUUGAAUUCAAGCCUUGCUUGGCCGUGCUGUAUCUGACCAGGCCACUGUAGUUGUUCCACAUCCUGUCGGGUGUUGUUGUGCUUCGUUCAGGAUAUCGCUUCCAAUUAGAGCUCUGUGUAAAAGUGCAAUUGCGUGUGUGCGUGUGUGCGUGUAUGCGUGUGUGCAUGUGUGCAUGUGUGUAUCUGUCCGUCUGACCUUCUGGCUCAAUGCCCGCACAUGAACGCGCCAUGUCCUUCUUUCUGUGACUGUUGCCGCUUAUGAUGCACCGUUACAUACAGACGCAGACAUACAACUGCUUACCUGC